Penicillium samsonianum is the source of this 1728-nucleotide messenger RNA. RefSeq lists its product as uncharacterized. The record is from RefSeq and is a predicted model, not a curated record. The transcript has a single exon. The coding region runs from base 1 to 1728 and encodes 575 amino acids. NCBI's taxonomy places the organism in Eukaryota, Fungi, Ascomycota, Eurotiomycetes, Eurotiales, Aspergillaceae.
AUGAAGCAAGAGCUCCCAGGAUUGGAACUGCCAGACGCAGAGACAGUCGCACAGCGCCUGCGACAAGACCAACAAGCCUGCAGCGAGCGAAAAGUGCCUAGUAAUCUAGCGAUCCAACUAUCUUCUGUUACAGCUGAUGUCUUUGACGAAAUAGCCUGGCAUCUCACUCCACACAGUGAAGUCUCGAAAGCGUUGCGGUCGCUCAGAUGCAACGGCAUUAUCAAAGGCAUCAAGGCCUACCUAGGCCAAUUGGAAGCGAUGACCAAAUCUGAGGGACAUGCGUCCAUGGAUAGUAUGCAUGUCCCAACAUCGAACGAGUUGGAAACGACACUCAAAGUUUUGGAUUAUCUUCAAAACCAUAAAGUGGUUUCUCCAACAGAGCCUCUGUCUGAGGUUGUUCUAGCCGUGCAAGGCCAUCUCUCCAUGGAAGACAAUACUCGAUAUACACAACAUGCACGAUCUCAGAGAACCGACGCACCGAGAGUCUCAGACGUUAAAAAAAGAUGCUACAUCUGUCGGUACCGCUUCUCGGCCAAUGAUUCUCACGAACUAUACCCGUCACUAUGUCGCCAAUGCGGCAUGUUUAAUAUCGGCUGCUCAAAUCUCUCCCUACCAGAAAAACUAGACCUCACUGGUAAAAUCGCGCUCGUUACCGGCGGGAGAAUAAACCUGGGUUACUUCACUACAGUGCGACUCCUCCGCUGUGGAGCCAACGUCAUUGUAUCCUCUCGGUAUCCAGCCGAUGCUGCAAUCCGAUAUUCCACAGAGCCAGACUUCCCUCAAUGGGAGAAAAGACUGAAAGUAGUCGGUGCAGACUUCAGAACAGCAAACGAUGCUUUCCGUCUGGUCCAUAUUGUCAAACAAUUACUCCGUGCUUGGGACAGCGAGACUCCAUCCGAUACACCACAAUCCCUGUAUAUACUUAUCAACAACGCUGCGCAAACCCUCACUGACCCAGUCAAAGGAGAAAUGAGAGCCAUUUCCAGAGAGGAUCAUCUAAAAGACCAUCCACAGGCCAUGUCCCUACUCGCAGAAUCCGAGAACGACAGAUACACACCGCGUGUAAGAGGAGGACAGCAAGCAACCUGGAUCCCACGUAUUACGAACAACAAAACACAGCCUCAAAUUGAAGAUACAAGCAAUACCCAACCUACAAACCAAAUAGCCACAAAGGGCCUCCGAAAAAUCAACGAUGAAGACGAAGAGCCAUCAAAAUCAUCCUGGGUCCAAUCCCUCCACGAAAUCCCCUACUCAGAUCUAAUAAGUGCGCACUCCGUCAACGCCUUCGUGCCUCUAAUCCUCUGCCGCGAACUCCUCCCAGUGAUGGGCACCCCACCGUCCUCCUCAUCCUCCUCCCAAUCUACACCAGCAGGAUACAUAAUAAAUGUCUCAUCCCGCGAAGGAAUCCUAGAAGACACACCCCAAUCAAGCAGCAAAGCUGGACACCACGUACACACGAAUAUGUCUAAAGCAGCGAUCAACAUGAUAACAGAGACAGAAGCACACGCUGCAUGGAAGGGACGGCGUGUUGCUAUGAAUUCUGUUGAUCCAGGGUAUAUGAGUGCUGCGCCAGAGUGCCAGACCGUGGAGGGGUGUCCGAUUGGGUUUGAGGACGGUGCUGGCAGGGUGUUGUGGCCUGUUGCUGUUGGGGAAGUUGAGGGAAAGGUUGUUUGGGGGAGGUUUUUGAAGCAUUUCCGGGUGGGAAUUGCCAUUACGCGGAGGGGGUAG